Messenger RNA from Belonocnema kinseyi, 585 nucleotides. RefSeq lists its product as uncharacterized. Gene Ontology annotation, molecular function: DNA binding. Lineage: Eukaryota; Metazoa; Arthropoda; Insecta; Hymenoptera; Cynipidae. Gene Ontology annotation, cellular component: nucleus. Bases 1 to 585 code for a protein of 194 amino acids. The transcript has a single exon. The record is from RefSeq and is a predicted model, not a curated record.
AUGAAUGAUCGACUCAUAAUCGGUGCACCAAAUGAAAGUGUAGGUGAAGCUCAACCAAAUGGCUGGAUGAAUGCAGAAUUAUUUUUGAAAUGGAUGAAACACUUUGUGAAAUAUUCAAAUCCCACAGAAAAGGAUCCAAUUCUUCUAAUUCUUGAUGGUCAUGCCAGCCAUAAAGACUUAGAUGUUAUUGAAUUUGCUAGAAAAAGUCAUGUACAUAUGUUAAGUACUCCUCCUCAUACGACACACAAGCUACAACCGCUUGACAGAACUUUUAUGAAGCCUUUCAAAUCGUCUUAUAAUGAUGAAUGUGACUUGUGGAUGAGAUCUACCCCUGGUAUAAGAAUCACUGAGUACGAGAUUGCAGGGUUAGUCGCUUCUGCUUUUACGAAAGUUUCUCGAAUGGAUAUUGGCAUUUCCGGCUUUCGACGCACUGGCAUUUACCCUUUUAAUAACAACAUCUUCAGCGAUCUCGAUUUUAUUGGUUCAGACAUGACCAAUGUUACAGAGAGUCAAUAUUCAGAGUCAGCGUCAAUGCUUCCAUCUUCUCAACUGCCAGAACCAACUCCUUCAACAUCUGGACAGUGA